Messenger RNA from Carassius auratus (goldfish), 2825 nucleotides. RefSeq names its product probable E3 ubiquitin-protein ligase HERC4. Gene Ontology annotation, molecular function: ubiquitin protein ligase activity. Bases 135 to 2825 code for a protein of 896 amino acids. NCBI's taxonomy places the organism in Eukaryota, Metazoa, Chordata, Actinopteri, Cypriniformes, Cyprinidae. The transcript is spliced from 21 exons. Gene Ontology annotation, cellular component: cytoplasm. Gene Ontology annotation, biological process: protein ubiquitination; ubiquitin-dependent protein catabolic process. The record is from RefSeq and is a predicted model, not a curated record.
UUAGGCUGAAACCAACAAUUUUCUGAUUGAUUUUCGUGUUUGAUUUCAGUUUAAUGUGAGUGUGUUCCUCAGACCAGGAUGCACUGCAGAGAAUCUCUUCAGGAGUCUGUUCUUCUCGUGCAUCAGCUGUGAUCAUGUUGUGUUUUUGGGGAUCGCAGAUCAGAGAGGGUUUGGGGCUGGUGAAGCCUGAACAAGUCAGACAUGGAAAUUCUGGAAUACAAUCUGUGUGUCCGAGAACAGCAGUUCAGGACAUGUCAGCUGGAAGGAGCUUUGCUGGAUUUAUCCGGGAUGGGAAGGUCUCGGUCCUGAGAUUGCGCAGUGAAGAUUAUGACCAUCAUACAGAAUCACUAGAGCUAAACGACGAAAUUGAUGACAGAAUCAUACAGAUUGUCUGUGGAGGAGAUGGUGCGGUGCUUCUUUCUGAUUCAGGAAAAGUUCUCAUCAUGGACAAAUCUACUGUGUGCAAGCCUCUCAAAGGUCUGGAAAAUAGGCAGGUGAUUCAGAUCGCAUGUGGAGACCAUCAUUCAAUGGCACUAACUAAGGAUGGUCAGGUGUUCGUAUGGGGGGAGAACUCUCACGGUCAGCUGGGUUUGAGGAAAGAUCAUCCCGGCUCUCCGUCUGCUCAACAUGUUCAGAGUCUGAGUGGGGUCCCACUGGCUCAGAUCAGCGCUGGAGGAGACCACAGCUUUGUGUUGUCUCUCUCUGGAGUCGUGUUUGGAUGGGGAAAGAACUCUGCUGGACAGCUGGGACUCGGAGACACUACAGACAGGCACAUCCCAACAAUUAUAAAUAGCCUUCAAUUGAAGAAAACUGUGUCCAUCUCAUGUGGAGGGGAACACACUGCCACUCUAUCAAAGGGUGGCACAGUGUUCACAUUUGGAUCCGGAGGCUCUGGUCAGCUUGGGCACAACUCUUUUAGAGAUGAACAUCAUCCGCGGGUGGUUGCUGAACUGUGGGGAUCUGAAGUGUCACAGGUCACGUGUGGGAGACAUCACACACUUGUAUCAAUCACAUCGUCAAAGCUGAUCUACUCAUUUGGAUGUGGGAUGCAAGGGCAGCUGGGAAAUGGAGAAAUGAUCGCACAGUCUGUGCCUUUCCCUGUGGAUCUGCCAACUGAAUGUAAUCGGGAAUAUACGAUUGAAAAAAUCAUCGCUGGGGAGAAUCAUUCCUUUGCCUUGUUUUUCAAAGAACUUGAAAGUAAGGGCAAAUCCAAUCCAAGCAGAGGGGUUUUGACAUUAAACGACAAAAUGAUUGACCGAUGGCUGUCUGGAACUGAUCCAUGGGCAACAAUAAAGCAGGAAAUAAAUGCAGUGUUCUCCUCCUCUGUGUCCCUGAAUGGAAGUUUUCUCAAAACUAGUUGUGAUGAUCAUUAUCAGACGUCUGAAGAGCAUUGUGGUUUGGAUUUUGAUCUGGUUAAAACAACCUUUGCAAAGAUAUCAGAGAAUAAAAGCUUGAUAGCAGAGGUAGUGAAGGGGGUUCAGCAGACUCUGCUGCCGUCUCUGAAUCCAAAUCCAAAUGCCGUUGAAUCGCUGAGAGUUUAUCUUCUCCUCCCUGAGCUCAUCAGUCGUCUCAAGAAACAAAAAACCGAACUCACUGAAGCUCUGGCUUCUAAGUUUCUUGAGCUGAAUUCUGAUGAUUGCAAGGUGUUAGAGAAGUACUGGUCCAAACUCCCUGAUGAUUGGCUCAAAGGUCUGGUGGAGUUAUUUCACAAAGCAUCUGCUGAACUGAUUGGUCAGAUUUCUUCUGGUGAAAUGGGUUAUGACAUAACUAGACGCCUGAAGAAGUUUUUGAAUGUUCUUCAGAUGAUCUAUCAGGUCCGCUGCAGUGCCAACAGAGACAUCCCAAACAGGGAUUUCCUCAUUCAUGAGAUCAAAGAUCUACUAGAUAUGGUGGUGUUCAUUGGGGAGAAUGGAGUAGAUAUGAGGGGUUUAUCGGCAGAAUUAUUUUCUCUCCUUUCCCAAUCUCUUCUGGAAUGGGAGAAGAAGGUGCUGGAAGUCAAUAAGAGAUCAUUGGUGGUUUGGUUCAAUCCUGAUGGCAUGCAAGCUAAUAGAGAUUUUUACUAUCUUGGUGUUAUCUGUGGAAUGGCGCUCUACAACCGUCAUUAUAUAAACAUUGAGUUCCCACUGGCCUUGUUCAAGAAACUCCUCCAGCAGAGUCCCACUCUGAAUGAUCUGGAGGAACUGUCUCCUUUGGAGGCCAGAACUUUGAAAAGUCUUCUUGAGGAGGACGAGGAUGAAGUAGUGGAUAUGCUCAGUUCCGAUUUCACGGUCAAAGGAGAAAAGCUCAUCCCAAACGGAGAUCAAAUUAAAGUGACCAAAGCUAAUAGACAGAAGUAUGUGGAUUUGUAUGUAAACUUAGUUUUCAACAAGUCAGUGAAGAAACAGUUCGAGCAUUUUUCAAGAGGUUUCUAUAAGGGCUGUCCACUUGAUGCCUGGAGCAUGUUCCACCCCGAGGAACUCCAGGAGCUUCUCCAAGGCUCCCGUAAAUACGUGUGGAAGGAGCUUCAGCUGUGUGCUUCCUAUGAAACAUGCUCUGCUUCUGAUGAGCUCAUCAAGAACUUCUGGACUGUUUUCUUUGAGUUAUCUGAGGAGAACAAGAGGAAAUUUCUGAGUUUCUUGUAUGGGACGGACCGUGUACCUGUGGGAGGUUUCUCAAAGCGCUCUCUGAAGAUUUCACAGUUAAACUGUGCUGAUGCAGAUGACCGACUGCCAGAGGCCCGGACCUGUUUUGAAAGAUUAAUUCUCCCCAAAUACAGCGAUAUCAACACACUUCGUGACAAGCUAAUACAUGCAAUCAAGUUUUGUAAGAUUUUUGGACGAGCAUGA